Messenger RNA from Caenorhabditis angaria, 2156 nucleotides. NCBI's taxonomy places the organism in Eukaryota, Metazoa, Nematoda, Chromadorea, Rhabditida, Rhabditidae. The record is from the annotation of a GenBank genome assembly.
AUGUGGUCUCUAGAAACUUUUGAAGCGAUAGUUGGCAAACCAAGACCUAGAAGUGUGAGUUCCACGAACUUUCCUGUAAAUUUUGAGUUUAAAUAUUUUCAGAGAAGCUCAGUACAUUUCGAAAAUGAGAUUUUGAACGCGAAGCCAACUAUAUUCAAGGAUACAAAUAAUAUCAAUUUCAUCACCAAAAUAGACGCACUCCUUUUAUACGUCAAAAACAGUAAGAAUAUUCACGAUGUCAAAGAUAUCAGAACAAUCGUCACAAAACUUCGUCAAAAAUACAAGGAUGGUCUUGAAUUUAUCAAAGAAAGUGUUUUUUUGAAAAAUAUUUUCAACGAAGUCGGGAAACAUCGGAACGAUUAUGGAAAAAUCUCGAUUUCUUCGCUGGAAAAAGUUUUUGGAUUGAAGAGUGGCCCAAAUUAUUGGUUUAAUGGAAGAGAUGCGGUUGUGAGAGUUUUUAAUGAUAAAGAUUGUGAAACGGAGAAGUUUUUGAUGGCGAAAGAAGUUGAAAUGGCUUGUCAAAUUGUGAUGAAGAAGCUAUCGAUAAAAGUUUCUCAAAGAGGUAUAUUGUCGCUCGUAAAUAUUUCGAAAAUUAAUGAAUGUUGGUGUGUGCGCGCGGUCGCGAUGCGGUCGAAAUAAAAUCAAUAUCGCCCAAUUUUUUCCUCGAAAAUGUUGUUUUUCAUCACAAAAAACGGAAGUCAUUAAUUUUCAAAGUUUCGUUGUUGUUAUUUAUCAUUUUUUCAGCAAAAUAGGUUUUUCAGACUGAAAACUGAAAUGUAUGCAAUGAAAAUGAAUAACGUUAAUUUAAUUACGCAAAAAUAACUGUUUUGUGUAAAAAAACAGUUUUUUCGAGGAAAAAAAGAAAAAAAUCGGCGAUAUUGAUUUUGUUUCGACCGCAUCGCGACCGCGCGCGCACACACCGACAUUCAUUGAUUUUCAUUUCCACAAUACUCCGAUUUUUCAGGAUUGCUGCCAACUGAAACCCGAGUCGAUCGAAUCCUCGGCAUUAUCCAAGUAAUUUCCUAUGAUUUCUUCCUACAAACCCUGGCACUUCUUCAACUUCCUCUCCAACAAUUCCACAUAAUUCACCAGGAUUUAUCAAGUUUUCCUCCUCCCCAAAAAAAUCCAAUCAUCUCUCCGUAUGCAACCAGCUGUUUAUUAGCAAAACACGCAUUUUUCCGAGUUUUUCAAGCGAUUUCAAUGGAAAUGCGUAUUUUUCAAAGACUCGAAAAUGCAAUGUUUUCGAAAGUUUUUCAAUGGUUCGCAAGAUUCCACGACACUUUUAAUGAUUUGAAAACACGUCAAUAUUUUAUUGAAAUUUCGAGUAUUCAGAAAAUCAUUGAGGGAGCGGAAAUUCUUGAAGAAUACGCAAAAAAUCACGCGGAAGGUAUGAAAAAUCCAAAUUUUCCGAUAAAAAUUCUCAUUUUUUGCAGAAAUUAAAAAAGAUCGAAAUUUUGAAUAUGAUGAAGUUAUCGAAACUCUCCUCAAAACUUCGCCUGAAAAUUUGGAACUUUUUUUCAAAAUUUUUGCAAGAUCAAUUCUCACCGAGACUUAUGAAUCCUUUCAAAUCCACGAGAUUUAUCACAAAUCAAUUCGCUGUGCUUUUCUAAAAAUGAACCCGAGAUAUUUCAAUUUUGUCACCAAACAUAAUCCAACCAAGAAAUAUAUGGAAAAUAUAAGUCCGAUGAGAUUCGAUGAAUAUUUGCAACAUUUUUAUAAUUUGGACAUUAUGAAAUGCUCUCAAGAUGCUGUUCAACGUGUUUUUGAUAAUGAUAAUCUUCGAUUAUUUUCAAUUUUGGAAAAUCGAUCGAUAAUUCAUCCAACAGUGUAUCCUGGUUUUGCUGGAACAACUAUGGUUUUUGUGUAUUUGGAAGAUUAUGAGAUAAAAGAGUAUACUGUAGUCGAGUAUUAUAAGCAUUUGUGAGUUUUUUUGGGGUGAAAGAAAAAUUCUAAAAAUCGCUAUUUCCAGCUUCAACAUCACAAUUCCAUCUGAUAUGAUCUGCGUCUAUGAUAUAAUGAAAGCAUCAAUCGCUGAUAAAGAUCAAGAUAUAUACCAUGUAAAUAUACCAAGUUACAACAAAACAAUAUAUCCAAUUCCUCUAAAUCAAAUGUAUGUUCAACAACAUCCCGUGCCGGUUUUUCAAAUAUCUUUUUAA